GUUUUAUUUUACUUUUCAUGUAAAUGCAAUUUAAUGUUUUCUUUCCGGAAAAAAAAAAUGUUACCCUCUUCAAAGAUAUAACAAGACAAGAUACUAACGGUAUACACACCGGAAUACGUGAAGGCGUCGCGUUACCACAUCUUACAUCUUAAAUUAACAAUAAAUAAAUUUUAAAAAAAACGGACAGUUAUUAUGUUUUCAGUGUCGCAGUGGUCUCAUCAAGUAACGUAUGUGACCGCUCACAAGAGUCCGUUUUGACUUUAGGUGAUUUUAACCCAACGGAACAUGUUAAUAACUUUUACGCCACGGCUUAAUGAAGAAAAAGUAUGAAAUGGACGAAAAAAAAUAUGCCGAUUCAACAAAUGUAUUAUUUGAUAGUUAUCGGCUUUAAUUUGGAAAACUUUUUUUGCAGUUUACAAUUAUUAAGCUCGUAAAAGUAAGAAAAUCUCUGUUGGCUCAGCUAGCCGUCAUGUGACCAUUCACCAAAGUCCAUAUGGAUUUUUAGUGUUUUUGACCCACUGUAUCAUGUCAAAGACUUUUACACCCCGAGCUAAUGAAAAUAAGGAUUUAUUGGCAGACAAAAAUACACCGAUUAAAUAAAUAUGUAAUGUGUUAUUUAUCGGCUUCAUUUUAGUUAACUCAUCAGAAGCUUACAAAGAGUAAACUAAUAAAAGUAAGUAAAUCUCGUUUAGCUCCGCUCGUCGAAUGUGACCAUCCACCAAAGUCCAUAUGGAUUUCCACUGUUUUAAACCUACAGUAUAUAUUCAAACCCUUUUUCUACUGCGGUUUAAAAUAAAAUAAGCAUAAAUUGACAGAGCGUGGCGUCGACUAAACAAGUGUAUUAUGUGGUAGUAAUCGGCUUUGUUUUGGGUAACUCAUAAUAGCUUAUAAUAGCUAAACUAGUAAAAAAUUGAGGAAGCUAUCUUGGUUAGCUCUGCUAGCUUGUUACCCACUAAAGCGAAGACGUGUUUAACACUUUCCAACGCGGUACAGAUAAGAUAAAGUUUGACAUUUGCAGAAAAUAGUGCCGAUUCAACAAAUGUCUCAUGCAGUCUUUAUCGGUUUCAUUUUAAUAACUUAUCAAUAUAGCUAAAUUAGUUAAAGUAAGAAAAUCUGGAUUAGCUCCGUUAGCUAGCUAAUAUGUAUUGAACUACGGUUUAACAAAGAUGAAGUAUGAAUCGGCAGAAAAUGGCGCCGAUUGAAAAAGUGUGUUAUGUUGUAGUUAUCGGCUUUAUUUUAGGAUCUAACUGUAGCUUACAACAGUUUAACAAGUAAAAGUAGGAAAAUGUCGGUUAGCUCCGCUAGCUAAUGAACCGCUAAACGGAAACGGAAAUGAAAGCGGGAUUUCUCUCUUGGUGUGACGUCGCUGUUGUCAAAUUUCAAAUGUGAUGCUCGCCGAGCUGUUGGAGCCUCAAAGCUGAAUGAAGCUGCAAGUGACACAGUGAACAGAGAUACUUGUGAAUUAUCAUGGCGGCAGGCUUUUAAAGGCGUUUGAGGUUAAUCUGUAAUGUUUGUGGAGAUUAAUGAGUUCGCUGAAGGAACAAAUUAGGGAGUCAAACUGCAGCAGUAAGCUAGGUGAGCUGAUGCUAACGUUACUUGAGCAGGAACCGUUGGUUAACUCUGGCUUUUACACCUGAACAAAGUUGAGUCUGAACUGCAGCAGAGUCUCCUGUCUGUGAGCUCGCUUUGUGUUCCAGUUUCACUGAGGUUGAGACUGUUCAACAUGCAGCACCAGGCUGACACACCUGGGCAGGUAUGAACGCUGCUGGGUGGCAGGAACUCAAAAUAAAAAGAGUUUGUCCGAGGAAGAGGUCGAGAGUCAGCCUGAGGACUCACCUGUCACCUGCCAGGAAGAGAGGAGGAGGAGGUACCUGCCUACAGCAAUGUCCCCAACCCUGGAGGCUCAGCAGCAUCAUGGCUGACACACAGGCUGCUGAGUACUGCAGUGACAGUGAGGACUUGUUUGGGGACUAUGACAGCAUCCUGGAGGACAGCUCUCUGCUGGCGAAGCUGGAUGACGCAGAGCAGAAGGAGAGGCAACGUGACGUCCAGCGCUCAGCUGAGGGUCGGUCGGACUUCACCACUCUGCGGCCGUCGAGAGACAGCGUCGAGAGACAGUCCUGCGCAGAACUCUUGACGGACUCCAUCUUGGACGGCCUGGGAGACGAACCCUUCGAGGACUUACCGCCCAGCCAGCGUCAGUUUCAAGAACAAGUCCAUGAGAAAGCCAAGAGGAGCAGACUGCAGGACGGAGAUCAGACCUCCACACCUCUCAGAGACACAAAGAUGGAGGAUAAAACCAGGAGUCAAACCAAGACGAGGAGGAGCAUGAUGGACCAGCUGAAGAGGACGAUGCUCUGUAACGCAGCAGCGCCCUCUGCUGUCUCACGCUCUGUGGUGCUGAAGGAAGCCGUGGUCUCUGAGGAGAUCAGCGUCGCCAUGCAGGCCAUGGAGACUGUCUCUGCUGAGACCACUGACCUCGGACCUUUCUUUGGACUCCCCACCAAAGUCAAAGACCUGAUGUACAAACUCAGAGGAAUCAAGAGUUUAUAUGACUGGCAGGUGACGUGUCUGAACCUGGAUUGUGUUCAGCGGAGGAAGAACCUGAUCUACUCUCUGCCCACCAGCGGAGGGAAAACUCUUGUAGCAGAGAUCCUCAUCCUCAGAGAGCUGCUGUGCAGGAAGAAGGACUGUCUGUUCGUCUUACCGUACAUAUCGCUGGUGCAGGAGAAGGUGCGAGGGUUGGCGAGUUUUGGCCUGGAGCUGGACUUCAUGGUGGAGGAGUACGCUGGCAGUAAGGGCAGGUUUCCUCCGGUGAAGAGACGAAACAAGAAAUCACUGUACAUCGCUACGAUAGAGAAAGCCCACAGCCUCGUCAACUCUCUGAUAGAGACGGACCGGAUCGACGACCUCGGACUGGUGGUGGUUGAUGAGCUUCACAUGUUGGGUGAUGGCAGCAGAGGAGCUGUUAUUGAAAUGACGCUGGCCAAAGUUCUUCACAUGAACAAAACGACUCAGAUUAUUGGAAUGAGCGCCACGCUGGGAAACAUCAGAGACCUGCAGACGUUUCUGAGGGCUGAAAAUUACACCAACGACUUCAGGCCUGUCCAGCUGAAGGAGUACGUUAAACUGCAGGACACGAUCUACGAGGUGGAUCCAAAGGAGGAGGAGUGUUUUAGACUCUCACGUGCUCUCAAUUAUAAGUACUCGAGCUCGAUGCAGAAGAUGGACCCGGAUCACAUCAUCGCUCUGGUGACUGAAGUCAUCCCAACACAUUCAUGUCUGGUUUUCUGCCCCACCAAGAAGAACUGUGAGAACGUCGUCGCCAUGAUCUGCAAAUAUCUGAAAGAGGCGUUCCUGCUGCACAGGGAGGCGGAGAAAGCCGUCCUGCUCAGAGAGCUGAGGGACAGCGGGAACGGCUCGCUGUGUCCGGUGCUCAGGAGGACGGUGCCGUACGGUUUGGCCUAUCAUCACAGCGGACUGACCUCCGAGGAGAGGAAACUGGUGGAGGAGGCCUACUCCAACGGCGUCCUGUGUCUCCUCGCCUGCACCUCCACCCUGGCUGCAGGGGUCAACCUACCUGCCCGCAGAGUGAUCCUGCGCUCGCCGUACGUGGCCACAGACUUCCUGAAGAGGAGCCAGUACAAGCAGAUGGUGGGCCGGGCCGGUCGAGCGGGCAUCGACACCGUGGGAGAGAGUAUCCUCAUCCUGCAGGACAAGGACAGGGACAUGGCUAAAACCCUGGUGUGCGCUCCCAUGGAAAUCUGUUACAGUAACCUGAUGCACGACGAUGGAAAAGGCCUCCUGAGUCUCAUCCUGUCACUCAUUGGAUUAAAGAUCACCAGGUCGUUGGAUCAGGUGAGGGACUUCCUGAGUGGGACGCUGCUGUACGUCCAGCAGAGGCAGCUGUGCGUGGAGAAGAGUCUGACGGAGGUGGUGCAGCAGUGUGUCGACCUCCUGAAGGACAAACAACUCAUCAGUGUGACCGAAGACUCUCAGGGUCAAAGUCUGCUCGUCACCAAGCUGGGCAGGGCUACGUAUAAAGGCUCAGUGGAUCUGACCUACAGUGACGUGCUGUACAAAGACCUCUGUAAAGGUCUGGAGGGUCUGCUGCUCAACAGUUACCUGCACCUGGUCUACCUGGUCACACCGUACGACAUGAUCUCACAGUGUAAACCUGACUGGAUGCUCUUCUUCAGACAGUUCACGCUGCUGUCUGUUGCAGAGCAGAAGAUGUCCGCAGCCGUCGGAGUGCCGGAGAGUUUCGUUGCGAGAAAAGCCGCAGGACAGACGGUGAAAAAGAGUGUGAACAUGGACGCUGUGAGGCGGAUGUAUCUGGCCCUGGUGCUGUUUUCUCUGCUGAAGGAGACAAACCUUUGGAGCGUGGCCGACAAGUUCCAGCUGAGCCGAGGCUUCAUCCAGAGUCUGCUCAGCUCCUCCUCAGCCUUCUGCUCCUGCGUGCUGCACUUCACAGAGGAGCUGGAGGAGUUCUGGCCGUUCAGAGCUCUGCUGACGGAGCUGACGCGGAGGCUGAGCUACUGUGUGACGGCUGAACUCAUCCCUCUGAUGGAGGUGGCUGGAGUCAUGGAGUCCAGAGCGAAGCAGCUUUAUAACGCUGGCUAUAAAACGCUGACUCACCUGGCGAACGCUGACCCGACAGUUCUCUCCAACACGUUAGAAAACCUGUAUAAGAAACAAGCCAAUCAGAUCGUGGCCUCUGCUAAAAUGCUGCUGAAUGAAAAAGCCGCAGCUCUUCAGGAGGAAGUUGACGAGCUGCUGACGAAGCCUUCGGACCUGCCCACAGCUUAGCAACACAUCGUAUCAGAGAAGUUUUAUUCUCUUUGUUUUUAUUGUUUGAAAUAUACGUCUUAUUAAAAUAAUGUACAAGAAUGACUCAGUGUGAUGUUUUUAUUUAAAAGGACAGUUUGUCUCUGGACACAGAGUAUUCAGGUUUGACCUGUGGCGUCGUCGCCAUCUUUCACACUUACAGUAAAAACAGCCGGCCCGUUCUGUGGCGUUUAACAUCUGCAUUUAGUUCAUGGUGAAAAGGGUAAAAAGUACAAGUGACACAGAAGUAUAUUCAGUCCAUUCAGGAUUUCGCAGACUGUUUUUAGGAUGUUUGCG
This is a messenger RNA of Epinephelus fuscoguttatus (brown-marbled grouper), 5124 nucleotides long. It is a transcript of the gene helq, whose product is annotated as helicase, POLQ like. Gene Ontology annotation, molecular function: ATP binding; nucleic acid binding. The record is from RefSeq and is a predicted model, not a curated record. NCBI's taxonomy places the organism in Eukaryota, Metazoa, Chordata, Actinopteri, Perciformes, Serranidae. The transcript is spliced from 18 exons. Bases 1756 to 4809 code for a protein of 1017 amino acids.